This is a messenger RNA of Vicugna pacos (alpaca), 3746 nucleotides long. Lineage: Eukaryota; Metazoa; Chordata; Mammalia; Artiodactyla; Camelidae. The record is from RefSeq and is a predicted model, not a curated record.
GCCCUUGCUGCCUGUUGGCCAUGAGCGAGCUCCCGUUCUCCACCCCUGCCAGGAUCUCGGCGAGCCGAGUAAACAGGGGCUCCCCGUGCCCCCUAGAGGAGGUUUCCACGUCUGCUGCGAACCCUCCGCACAGCCUGGGCAUCCUCCACACCUCCUACAGUGUCAGCCAUCGCGUGGGGCCCUGGUGGGACGUCGCAUCUCACCAACAGAAAUGGACCAGGCAGAUCCUUAAAGAUGUCUCCUUGUACGUCGAGAGCGGACAGAUCAUGUGCAUCCUAGGGAGCUCAGGCUCAGGGAAGACCACGCUGCUGGAUGCCAUGUCCGGGAGGCUGCGGCGCACGGGGACCUUGCUUGGGGAGGUGUUCGUGAAUGGCCGGGUGCUGCGCAGGGAGCAGUUCCAGGACUGCUUCUCCUACGUCCUGCAGAGCGACACUCUGCUGAGCAGCCUCACCGUCCGUGAGACGCUGUGCUACACGGCGCUGCUGGCUAUCCGCGGAGGCUCCCAGGGCUUCUUCCAGAAGAAGGUGGAGGCAGUCAUGACAGAGCUGAGUCUGAACCACGUGGCAGAUCGACAGAUUGGCAACUACAACUUUGGGGGAAUUUCCAGUGGCGAGAGGCGCCGGGUCUCCAUCGCGGCCCAGCUCCUCCAGGAUCCCAAGGUCAUGCUGUUUGAUGAGCCGACCACAGGCCUGGACUCCAUGACUGCAAAUCAGAUCGUCCUUCUGCUGGCAGAGCUGGCUCGCAGGGACCGCAUUGUGAUCCUCACGGUCCACCAGCCCCGCUCCGAGCUCUUCCAGCUCUUUGACAAAAUCGCCAUUCUGAGCUGUGGAGAGCUGGUUUUCUGCGGGACACCUGUGGAAAUGCUUGACUUCUUCAGUGGCUGCGGUUACCCUUGUCCUGAACAUUCAAACCCUUUUGAUUUUUAUGUGGACCUGACAUCAGUGGACACCCAAAGCAAAGAACGGGAAAUAGAAACCUACAGGAGAGUCCAGAUGAUUGAAUCUGCCUACAAAGAAUCAGCAAUUUAUCACAAAACCUUGGAGGAUAUUGAAAGAACGAAACACCUGAAAACAUUACCGAUGAUUCCUUUCAAAACCAAAGAUUCUCCUGGAGUAAUUUCUAAACUGUGUGUUCUUUUGAGGAGAGUGAUGAGAAACUUAAUGAGAAAUAAGCUGGCGGUGACUAUGCGUCUUGUUCAGAAUAUGAUCAUGGGUUUGUUCGUCAUUUUCUUCCUUCUGCGGGUCCAGGACGAUGUGCUAAAGGGUGCCAUCCAGGACCGCGUGGGUGUUCUGUACCAGUUCGUGGGUGCCACCCCGUACACAGGCAUGCUCAACGCUGUGACCUUGUUUCCUGUGCUGCGAGCUGUCAGCGACCAAGAGAGCCAGGAUGGCCUGUACCAGAAGUGGCAGAUGCUGUUGGCCUACGGGCUGCACAUCCUCCCCUUCAGCGCCAUUGCCACCGUGAUAUUCAGCAGCAUAUGCUACUGGACUCUGGCCUUAUACCCUGAGGCUGCCAGAUUUGGAUAUUUCUCUGCUGCUCUCUUGGCGCCCCACUUAAUUGGUGAAUUUCUAACUCUUGUGCUACUUGGCAUGAUCCAAAACCCCAACGUGGUCAACAGUGUGGUGGCUCUGCUCUGCAUCGCUGGGGUGCUUGUGGGCUCUGGAUUCCUGAGAAACACAGAAGAAAUGACCAUUCCUUUUAAAAUCUUUAGUUAUUUUACAUUCCAAAAAUACUGCUCUGAGAUUCUUGUCGUCAAUGAGUUCUAUGGACAGAAUUUCACCUGUGGCAGCUCAAACGGUUCUGUGUCAACUAAUCCAAUGUGUGCCAUUACUCAAGGAACUCAGUUCAUUGAGAGAACCUGCCCGGGUGCAACAUCCAGAUUCACAGCAAACUUUCUGGUUUUGUAUUCAUUUAUCCCAGUUCUUGUCAUCCUAGGAAUAAUUGUUUUUAAAAUAAGGGAUCAUCUCAUUAGCAGAUAGUACAGAACACUGCUGUGAAAAUGAAACGUAAGCUCCUAGAUGCAUAUGACUGCUUUGAAUUUCUGAAAUAAGAAUGCCAUGUGGUUCUUAAUAGUAUAUCUUAAAUCUGUUGACCAUUAAGACUCCAUCUGUGCCCCUUGGAUCCAUGCAGGCCUUCAGUGCUAUUCCGACUUGUCGGGACAUGUGGUAUUCAGCAAUUGUGACUGAGCUGGUCCAAAGAUGUAAAUAAGAAUAAUUCAUCAAGUUAUGGGAGAUCAGUGUGACUAUCUGUUUUCUUUGUUCUAGACACAGAAAAAUAGAUCAGUUAAAAAUUACGCUUACAAUUGAUAAAGGAUUUGGUAAAAAAGAAAACAUUUGCAUGACCAUUGACUGUAAAUAAUAGAAAAGAGUUGUGGGUUUGAUUGAAGCAAAACAUGCAGAAUUAGGUAAGACUGCUUUCAUUAUCAUUUGAAAACCUGUAUUUAUGUGCACGUGUCCACGUAAGUUACCUGAUUAAAUGGAGAGGAUGUUGGGCAGAUUUUGGAUGAAGACCCCUGACACAGAGCAUUCACUGAUUUUAUUGAAGGUUAAAAAGAAAAAUGGCAGGAAUGGGCUGAACUGAGAACACAGCACACCGAAGUGAUUAGUUUGCUAUUUUUCACUUUCCACUUAGUUUACUUACGAAAUGAAAAGUAAAUGUUACUAGAAAAGUGUAUGCACUGAGAAAUGACAUUUCUAAGGUUGGAGAACAGCUGUUUUUUAAAGUCCAUAUAGAAAAGAUGCUCAACUGACACAUUUACACUAAGAACAGUUACACACUAGGAAUUCAUGUUCUUGAAUUUUAAAGAGAAAAAGUGCUGAUAAAUACAUAUUUUUAGGGAUGAAAUGAUGUAUAUAGAUUAUUAAAAGUGGGUUCUGGACUACAUGAUUAUCCUUCUGAAAUGAAACUGUCUCCAUGUUACCAUGGUAACUUUGAGGUAUCUUAGAGUACAUGAACUGAACAAGUUACUGUGACCUACCUUGUAAAGAAUGAUAAACUAUAGCAUUUGAAAUGUCUCACAUUAUGGUAGAAAAGAUCAUUUCAUUAAGGAAACCACAGUAAAAUUCUGUUUCUUAGAACAGUAUUUAAGGUUCUGGAGACAUUGGUAAAUUACCAGAAUAGUAUUGUCAAUUUUUAUAAAAGGUCUUUGACACUGAUGAUUAUGGUAUAAUAGUUACAUAAUGCCUUACAGAUUAUGUAUGUCACAUCAGUUAUAGAUAAUUCUGGAGAUGAUAAUCUAUUAAAGUAGUUCAAAGAGAGUCCCACAGGAAUCUCUUUUGAAAUCACUGAUUUCAACUUGCUAGAGAUAUGGGUGUACAAUGUAAGUGGAAGCAUUUUCUACUAUUCAUAUGCAGAUGAAUUUCAUUGUAGCUCAGAAACAUUUGGAAAAUGACAUAGCACGUGACUUCAAGCUAUUAAGUGUUAGUGAUACCAUCUUAGAAAAACGCAAUGACAUGUGACAGUUUGUGUCUCGAGUUGAAAAUGGACAGUGAUGUGUAAGACAAUCAAAUUAUAUAAUAAAAAUGCCUAUUACUAUUGUGGAAUAGGAUGUUUCUUCCCACUAAGUCAGUGAUGUUUCUGAAAUCAGAACGCUCACUGUUAAUUUAAAGGGAGCUCUUUCUCCACAGCACUCAGGCACGACGCCUGUCUAAGACUGGUUCCUUGGAGGCAUGCUGAAAAUUCUGUUUUCAGGAGUAUUGGAACCACAUGCACUGUGACUAGUUUAGGAAGUCUUAUUUCUUUGCAAU